Messenger RNA from Fusarium coffeatum, 978 nucleotides. RefSeq lists its product as uncharacterized. Lineage: Eukaryota; Fungi; Ascomycota; Sordariomycetes; Hypocreales; Nectriaceae. Gene Ontology annotation, molecular function: dioxygenase activity. The record is from RefSeq and is a predicted model, not a curated record. The transcript is spliced from 3 exons. Bases 1 to 978 code for a protein of 325 amino acids.
AUGGGCAACUAUACUAGUGCUGUAGCCUCCGAUGGCGAAACCGAUGAGAUGAAGCAGUAUCUUAGUGAACUACCAUCCAAGAACCUAGAGCCUCUAUGGUCUCAGAUGAGCAUGAUGGUGCCGCCAUCGCCAAACCCCACAGCAAAACCUUAUAUGUGGACUUACAGGGAAGCUUUGCCUCAUCUGGAGACAGCCGCCAAGUUGGUUCCCGAAGAAAAGGCUGAACGAAGAGUCUUGAUGCUAGUGAACCCUAGUAUGCAAUCCCCUUAUACUACAGACACUAUCUAUGGUGGCCUACAAAUCGUCAAUCCCGGUGAGACGGCACCAGCGCAUAGACAUCUUGCCUUUGCGGCCCGCUUCAUCAUUGAUGGAGAGGGUUUCACAGCGGUUGAGGGCAAGAAGAUGCCACUUGUUCGUGGUGAUGUCGUUAUUACGCCCAUUUGGCAUUGGCACGAUCAUGGCAAUGAGAGCGAUAAGCCAGUUGUUUGGCUAGAUAUGCUUAACUUGCCCUUAUUCCGCUUCGCACCAGUUCACUUUGCACAAGGUUACUCUGACCCGAGAUAUCCAAGCGAGCAUUGUGACCCAUGCGAGUUCCGCUUUCCCUGGGGCCCAGUUGAGAAGGAGCUCAACGCCAGCAGAGACGACUACUCAGUUUAUCACUAUAAGCUAUCCAACGGAAAGCCUUUAUCGACAUUUCUCGGUGUUCAAGCAGAGAGACUAAGUCCCGGCGCAGCAUUUGAAUCGCAAGAGAGCCAGUCUUAUCUCUACCACUGUUACGAGGGUAAGGGCCGAACAGAGCUCGUGACACCGACAGGGGAGAGAAUGACUUUUCAGUGGGAAGCCCGCGACACUUUCGCUGUGCCCUCAUGGUGCAAGGUGAAACAUGUCAAUGAGUCUACGACUGAGCAGGCAUAUUUGAUCGGGUGUCACGAUGGGCCGUUCCUUGAGUGUCUUGGUAUUCAGCGAAGGAAGGGAUAA